CAGCUGAAAUCACUUUCAUAAAAAGAUUCUGAACACUCGGCACAGGCUUUUAGCAAUCAUGGAUGUUAAACAAAUCAGAUCCGUGUUAUUAUGCGUUACUUGCAUAUUCUUCAUGCCAGGAAACGCAGUUGAAUCUAGUACUGACGUUUUAUAUGAAUUACUUUUUAAAAGAAUGGAUGAUGUUAUGUUUGAACAUAAACUACUUAGGCGCGAGUUUGACGAGGCAGUGCGUAAUAUGGGAAAUCAGGCUGACAGGAUAACGAAUGUAGAAGAUGCCACCAACAAGAUUGAAAAGCAGGCUGACAAAAUGGCCAAUUUCGACGAAGCUAUCGCCAAGAUUAAAGAACAAGCUAUCAAAAUAUCCAAUUUAGAAGAAAUCACUAACAAGAUGGAAAAGAAGGCUGACAAAAUGCCCAGUUUCGAAGAAGCCAUUAACAGGUUUGAAGAGCAAGCUAUCAAAAUAACCAAUUUAGAAGCUGCCUCCAGAAAGAUGGAAAAGCAGGCUGACAAAAUGGCCAGUUUCGAAGAAGCCAUCAACAAGACUGAAGAACAUGCUAUAAAAAUAUUCAAUUUUGAAGAAGCCGCCAACAAGAUUGAAAAGCAGGCUGCUGACAAAAUGGCCAGUUUCGAAGAAGCCAUCAAAAAGAUUCAAGAACAAGAUCUUAAAAUAUCCAAUUUAGAAAAAACCACUGACAAGAUGGAAAAGAAGGCUGACAAGAUAGCCAAUCUAGAGGAAGUCCUCAACAAGACAGAGGAACAAGGUCACAAAAUAGCCAAUUUAGAAGAUAAAAUUGUGCAUUUAGAAGAAGUCACAAACAAGAUGGAAAAGCAGGUUGACAGAAUUACGAAAUUAGAGGACUGCGUUAAGAAGAUCGAAAACAAGAAUAAGGAAGUAACGAAUAUUGAAAAUGCGGUGCAACAUCUUAACAACAAAAUAGAAGAACUAGAAAAUAAUACUUUCAACAAUAAAAAAGCUAUCUCUGAUAUGACACAACUUGCAAUGGAAAACGACCUGAAAGCUGUUAAUGUAUCGGAAUCAUCUAUAAAUGCAAUUAAAGACGACGUUACAAAGCAGUCUGCUGUCGUUCGCAAAAUGGUAUCCGCAGAGAAAAUAUUUUUACGUAAAAUAAAAAUGUCGCUUCACGAGAAAUUCUUAAGUUUCACAAACAAGGUAAAAUUACAAAUGUCAACAUUGAAUACUUCGGUGGAAUCACAAGUUUCCUCAUUCAAAACAAUUUUAAAAGAAACUGAAAAAAAUGUAAGUGUUGCCCUGAAUAAUUAUUCCAGUUAUACGAAUGAUACUUUUUUUAACUUUAGUCAAAACAUCUCAAAAUUUGCCAAUGAAUAUGAGCUAAAACUUGAAACGCUUCAAGAUGAAAUGGACAAAGAAUCCGACCAUCACAGGAAAACUUUAAACAAAGCCAGCGGAGAAAUCCAGCAGCUGAAAACAAGACAAGAAACGCUUCAAGAGAAAGUUAAUAAAGAAUCGGACUAUCACACGAAAACUUUGAAAACAACUAAUGGUGAAAUUCAGCAACUAGAAACAAGAAUGGUGAACGUUGAAAGAAGACAAGGAACGCUUCAAGAUGAAAUAGACAAAAAUUCAGAUCACACGAAAGCUUUGAAAACAACUAAUGAUGAAAUUCAGCGACUAGAAACAAAAAUGGUGAACGUUGAAAGAAGACAAGGAAAAAGAGCGGCUUUCACAGUACUGGGUGCGUCUAGACAAAGUAAUGGAAUAUUAAAAUUCUCGGAUGUGAAACUGAACGAAGGAUCCGUCUAUGAUUCAACAACAGGAAAGUUCACGAGUCCGUAUGCAGGAAUAUAUGGUUUUACAGCGAGUAUCAUUGAAUAUGGUAGUGGUGAUAAUUACAUAUAUUGUGAAAUUAGGAAGAAUGGUUACGGUUACGUCGUUGUGCGUUCUUGGCGGGGUAAAAUAGACGGUAGGCGUGCAACACACGGCCGGGGAACAGGAACAGCAGCAGCUACACUACAUCUAGUGAAAGGUGACAGUGUACAUGUCUGGUGUUCCAGUAGCACUGGAACUGCCCUUUACUUGUCGUCAUUCAGUGGCUUUCUUAUCAAUCCAGAUCCAUAAACUUAUCAUAUUAUCAUAUAAAUUUAUACAUAGAAACACAAUAACUGCAUGUAGAGGGAUUAUAAUUAGUGUUAUUAUUAUAUGGGGUUCACAUUUAAUAAUUUCAGUAAAGUUUCAUCUUACAACUUGAAUAAGAAAGUACGUUGCUAUUGUAGCGUAAUGGCCUCUAAGAGCCACAUGGCACCAGUGCUACCAGACUUGUAAAACCUGUGGUAGAACUUUCACACACACAUAUAUAAGAUUGAAGACGCAAUAGUUCGUUUCUGAUGUUUAUUUAAUUUCAGGUAUUUAAAGAUGGUCUUUUAGUACAAGUAGUUUUAUUGUCUCAUUGUCCAUCUUUCAAAUAAUAUUUAGCUACUAUAAAAUGUUAAGAACUAAUUAUGUAUAUUCUGAAGUUGUCUUUCAUGAAAUCUACAUAACAUAUUUAGAAAUUAACCUAACGAGGCAUAAUAGUUUGGCAGAACCACGGUUGGUGGCUCUGCCGCCUCGCCUCCCCGAAUGUCUAGUACAUAGGCCUUUUAUAUGCACCGGCCAGACUGUUGAUUACCAAAUUAAGAUGCAGUUUUCCUGGUGUUAUGUCUUAACCUGCCCAGAGCUACGCUAACUUGUCAGUUUUAUAUAAGGUCAAGAGUUUCCGGUGAAAGCCUUUAACUAAUUUUGAAUGAAUAUAUACUAUCCAUGACAUUGAAUAAUUUAGUCUUUAAAACAAUAGCCAAGCCCCUUUUUUGAAAUUACAUUAUACUAUUUGAUUCAUUAUUCAUGGUAAUUCAAAUUAUAUAUUAUAUUUCAUUGAAAUUAUAAGCUCCUUGCUGAAAAUGCAGUCCAACAUUUUGUAUUCUAAACUCUUUAUUUAAAAUCAUUUUCAUGGAAGUGUUUUAAACAGAUCAUAGAGUUCAAAAUUAUGCAGAAUUAAACACGGGUAGAAAAAUGGACUUGAAAUAGACUGUAAAGACGCAAUGAAAUGAUUUUUUUUAAAUAACUACAAAUUUGUUAGAAGAAAAAAUAAUACGAAUCGUUCGAAACCUGUUGCGUAAAUGAGACUGGAUUUGUUCAACUGGAAUUAAUUUCUGGUUUCAGGUAAUCUAAAACAUUUCAAUCUAAAAUUGGCAGACCUUCUACGUUGAAAGUAUAAAUUAUGUGAAUGAGUUUAAAAAAACAAUCUUUCGAUGAAAAUAAAGUCUUCCUUUGUUUGCUUAUCAUCCGAAAGAUAAUAGGUAAGGGAUUUCUCGGAAGCACAGAGCACCAAAAACACAGCCCCAGAGCCACGCACCCACACAGCAGGCCCACAACAAAAAGAAGCUGUCGCGUUUCGACUGACAUUGUAAAUCUGUGUUGGGAAGACACGUAAGGUUUAACGGGAUUUUACCGGAAACUUGUAAUUGCAUACUCCAGCUGAGAAUAUUAUUCAGUUCUGUUUUACUCUGUAGUUUGAAUUCAUAUUGACCCGCGUUACUGGAAAAUUUAUGUAAAUAUUGAGAUAUAACGAGAAUUGGCAGCUGACAAACUUUUUGACGUCAGUACAUGUUCGUUUGAAAUACAUUUAUGCAGACGACAAACAACAAAGCGUAUCGAUGACGCAUUUCGUAUUUUGACAGUUACUUUCAGAAUAAGAUCAUGAACCUUACAAAAUGUAUUAAUAUUGCUACAAAAUAUGUUUUGAUAAUAGGCAAGAUAGGACCAGUGAAGCAAGAGUGAUCACCCUUGAACUAGUCAGAACAUUUGAAUUGUUUUAAAAAAACUUAAAAACAUUAUAUUUUUGCUUAGCUUGUUCUUGUUGUUGUUGAUUUUUGUUUGUUGUUUUUUCUUAUUCCAUUCAAAACAUCAAAUCUGCUAUUUGAUUUCGUCAAUCGGACAUUAAUGGACCGAUUUCUAAUGUUGGUAAAACUUGUAGUCCAACCAUUUUGUAUUAUCAUUUACCGAUUGAUGAACAGUAAUAGUGUGCUGUUUCGCCGUUGUAUAGAUAUAUCUGUAUACUCAUGAAUGAACAUUUACUGUUACGAUUUGUGUGAUAUUAACAUUAAAUAUUAUUGAACUAAAACAAUCAGAUUUUAGGAAACAUAUCUUUAGAAGUCUUUAUCCAUAUUAAAAAACAAAAUCAAGGUUAGUAAUCGGCCAAACUUUCGUACUUUAACCAGUGCUAAUACCUUAAAAUAGUCCUUUUUUCUAACGGAUCAAUAAUUGAUUAAAGCAGAGAAACCCCGGAUUUUUUAAUAUACCAUUAUCGUUUUUGUAUAAGAAUGCCAUCACACGUAAAUGCUAUUCUUACUCUACCAUCUGUAUUCCUACAAAAUCUACCAUCUGUAUUCCUACCCUACCAUCUGUAUUCCUACUCUACCAUCUCUAUUUCUAUUCUACCAUCUGUAUUCCUACUCUACCAUCUGUAUUCCAUCCCUGCCAUCUGUAUUCCUACUCUACCAUCUGUAUUUCUACACUACCAUUUGUAUUGAAUUUAAAAUGAAAACAGCAGUAUUUGAUAUUGUUUUGUAUAUAAUUAUUAACAAACUGGAGAUGGGUUUUAUACUCAAUCAGACACUUUGGAGCAUUGUAAGAGUCUUCUAUCUCAAUAAUGUGUGUACAAAGCCAUUCACAUCAAGUAAAACUUUUAUUUUUCUGAUGAUAUAUAUGAUUAUACAAAAAAAUGUAUUGGAUUUGUUGUUUACUUUUAGUUGUAUAUGAGCAAAUACACUGUGUUUUGUAAA
This is a messenger RNA of Mercenaria mercenaria, 4797 nucleotides long. Its product is annotated as nuclease SbcCD subunit C-like. The record is from RefSeq and is a predicted model, not a curated record. Lineage: Eukaryota; Metazoa; Mollusca; Bivalvia; Venerida; Veneridae. Gene Ontology annotation, molecular function: protein binding. The coding region runs from base 59 to 2098 and encodes 679 amino acids. The transcript is spliced from 4 exons.